Molecule: messenger RNA, 449 nt
Organism: Pelmatolapia mariae (spotted tilapia)
Lineage: Eukaryota; Metazoa; Chordata; Actinopteri; Cichliformes; Cichlidae
Product: glutathione synthetase-like
Exons: 4
Coding region: 72-308 (78 amino acids)
Biological process (GO): glutathione biosynthetic process
Cellular component (GO): cytosol
Molecular function (GO): glutathione synthase activity; ATP binding; glutathione binding
Source: RefSeq, a predicted model, not a curated record
UGUGUCUUUUGUGUCACUUUCACUUCAGGGACAGCAAACAGGUCGCCGUGGUGUAUUUCAGGAACGGUUACAUGCCUGACAACUACACUUCUGAACAGAGCUGGGAUGCUCGUCUUCUGAUGGAGCGCUCUCGAGCUGUGAAGUGUCCAGAUAUCAGCGCUCACCUGGCUGGUACCAAGAAGGUUCAGGAAGUGCUCGCCAGACCUGGAGUCCUGGACAGAUUCUUCCCAGACCAGCCUCAAGCUGUGCAGCAGAUCCGAGCGACAUUCGCUGACCUCUACACUCUAGACAUGGGUCCAGAGAUAUGAAGUCAAAGUUCCACCUGCACCUCCACCUGUUCUUGUAACAGUAUGAACACUGACAGAGAAUCUGCUGAUACUGAGUGGAAUCCAUGUGUCCCUCAACUUUGACAAGAUUCCCAGUACCUCCACUGGCCACAUAGCCCCACA